Molecule: messenger RNA, 1097 nt
Organism: Gossypium raimondii (Peruvian cotton)
Lineage: Eukaryota; Viridiplantae; Streptophyta; Magnoliopsida; Malvales; Malvaceae
Product: protein FD
Exons: 3
Biological process (GO): positive regulation of DNA-templated transcription
Cellular component (GO): nucleus
Molecular function (GO): DNA-binding transcription factor activity
Source: RefSeq, a predicted model, not a curated record
UCUUCAUGUUGGCCUGACCGGUUUUACACAGCAAUAGUAGCAGCUACCUGGUGCUCUAGUGUUCACCUUCAAAAAUCCUCCUUCUCUGCACCCUGUUCAUCACCAUCUCCCAAAAUCCAUAACCUUUUAGCUAGAAAAUCCAUGGAGGAAGUGUGGAAAGACAUUAGUCUGGCUUCUCUAAGUGACCACCCUGUUGAUUCCAUCCUCUCCACCAGAACCAAGAAUCCUAACUUUCCUAGCAUGAUCCUUCUGAACUUUUUGGCUACACCCAUCAAUAAAGAACCUCCAACUCCAAGAACAUCAGUUGUCUCCUCCAAUGACACAUCUUCUACUGAAGGACCUGCCCCUUUUGUCCCCGGCACAAUAUUGAGCUUGAAAUCUGGGUUCGGGUCGGCCUGCCGAUGCACAGAGACUGGUGACCCCAUGAGGCCAAACCUAGAGGUCAACGCUCGUGCCGGUGUUCCUGCGGCUCCAUCUUUUUCUUCUUACAGUUCUGGUUUUCGUGGUUUCGGUUCUCCUGAAGCUUUCCCUUCUUUUUGCACAAAAAGGGCUCCUGAAAGUAACGAAAACUCCAACGAUCGGCGGCAUAAACGCAUGAUGAAGAACAGAGAGUCAGCUGCUCGGUCUAGAGCUAGAAAACAGGCAUACACUACCGAGUUGGAGCUUAAAGUUGCUCAUUUACAGGAAGAAAAUGCUAAGCUUAGAAGGCAGCAAGAGAAGAUAUUGGCAGCUCGAGAUCAGGUUCCAAAAAAGAAUACUCUAAGUAGAACGUCAACAGCUCCAUUCUGAGAAGUAAAGGCAGCCAUUUCUUCUUUUAAGUCCAUACAGACUGCGCUCCUACACAUGCGUCUCUCUCAAAAUAUCCAUAAAAGAAAAGCACAAAAAAACCUCUAGUUUCUGUAGUUUGGGGUCCCCAAUGGGCAAAUGGUGCGGUUUUCUGUUUGGUUCUAUCUCUAAUAUAAUUCCACUUGAGAAUGUAUGGUUUGUCGUUUUCUGUUUGCUUUUGUCUCCUACCAAUGAGAAUAAAGCGGUUAGAUGGAAAAAGAAACAAAUAAACAUUUAAAUAGAAAGAAGCAUAGACAUAGCUAUUUUCCUAA